CAGCAAAAUAAUACUCGUAUUUGUUUGUUGAAUGGAAUAGAAAUAGAAAUAGAAAUCGAAUUAGAUUUAGAGACAACCAAAAGAGGGAGGGGUGGGUUUUUAAACCCCUUUUUCUGUACAUGGAUGAUGAUGAUCAUAUCAUAUAAUUAAUCGCAUUUAGUUUUAACAAAAACAAGAUAAAGGAAAAAGGAGAGCUAAUUAAUUAAAAUCAGAGCUUGGUUUGGCAUUAAUUUAAACAAUCAAUUAAUCAAUCAAUUAAUGAUCUUAAGGUUCCCGUUUCUCACCUUAUUAUUCUUUUUCUUAGGCUGCUUCCAAAAUGCCAUUGCCAGCAACCAACAAGGGAAUGUAGAUGAACAUAAUAGUAAUGUCACUGAUACUACUAAUGCUACAUAUCCGUAUAUCGAAGAACAAGAUCAAAGUCAUACAGGUAGGGUGCUUGUGGAGUUCAAUCUAUCGGGGAACUUGAAUGGUGUUGUAAAUAGCUGUGUAGAUACUGAAAAGAAUCAUAUUCAGGGAACAAGUCCGGUUGAAGAAGUAGUUUCAAGGAUUUUAGGUUACUCUGCAUUAGUUUGUGAUCCCGAAGUUCAAGAUAGUUACGUAGAAAAGAAACAGGACGAUAUACAAAAUGGGAGGACCCAUCUCGCCUAUCUUAAUCUUGACGAGUUUAGAAACAUUACAAAGCAAGAUAACGGGUCAAGCAGCACACCAAGUGCUGCAGCAACCGGAAUACCAAAUAUUACCCACCGGCUCGAGCCUGAUGGAACUCAUUAUAACUACGCCUCUGCGUCCAAGGGUGCAAAAGUUGUGGCGCAUAAUAAGGAAGCAAAUGGAGCAAGCAAUAUAUUGGGUUUAGAUCACGAUAAGUAUUUAAGAAACCCAUGUUCUGUUGUGGAUAAAUAUGUCAUCAUUGAGCUUGCAGAGGAGACUUUAGUUGAUGCUGUAAAAAUUGCAAAUUUUGAACACCAUUCUUCUAAUUUUAAGCAGUUUUCAUUGUCUGGAAGCUUGGUGUUCCCAGCUGAAACAUGGUACCCUCUUGGAACUUUUGUUGCUGUAAACGUUAAACACCAUCAAUACUUCAAGCUCCCUGAACCCAAAUGGGCGAGAUACAUGAAGUUGAAUUUAGUUAGUCAUUACGGGUCGGAGUUUUACUGCACGUUAAAUCUUUUUGAAGUAUAUGGUGUGGAUGCAAUUGAGAGGAUGCUUGAAGAUCUUAUUGUGACUUCAGAAGAAUCAAAAAACGUUAGUUUAACCCAAUCUCCUGCUUCAUCACAAACUACAGGCUCAAAAAAUGGAAAUAUGGAAGGUGAAAAAGCAAAUGUGCCUGAUGCUGCUAGUAAAAAGAAGGAAGGUGUUGAUGAUGGAAAAAGGGUUGAUGAUGAUCUGGUAAAGUUACCCGAUACUGUGACAAAAAUUCCCGACCUUGUAACAAAAGGUAAUGGAAGAAUACAUGGUGAUGCUGUUUUAAAGAUUCUGAUGCAAAAGGUCAGAUUACUCGAAAAGAACUUAUCUUUGCUGGAAAAUUAUAUUAAAGAGUUCAAUAAGAGACAAUCAGAUCUUAUUCCUCAACUAGAUGUUGAGCUUGUUAAGUAUUCAGCGCUUGUGGAGAAAGCCCGAUUGGAAAUUAAGGAUCUUUUGUUAUGGAAGGCGACCAUGGAAAAAGAAGUUGCUGACUUGGAGUCGUGGAAGGCUUUUGUGUCAUCCCAUCUGGAGUCAAUUGUUAAAGACAAUGCCAUGCUCAGGCAAGCUAUUGAGAAGGUUGCAAGGGAUCAAGAAAACCUGGACAAGGCUGAGCUCACUGUGUUGACUGUGAGUGUAUCUUUUGGCAUUGCUGUCAUCUUGAAGAUUGUUGCAGAUCGAAUCUUUAAAUCUCGUUAUAACAGAGCACGCAGGGAGAAUACUAAUUGGAAGCUACUACUCGUUACCUGUGUUGUCACUGCAAUUGUGGUUUUGAACUUUUAUUAACACUUUAACUAAUAUAUCUUUGCAGUUCCGGUUAUACAAAUAGAAAUAUGUAGAACUGUUAUAUUUUUUGUGGUUCUUUUAGAUUGUACUUUUGUAGUAAAUUGGUUCAAUGUGAAGCUGAAAUGAACCCAUCCUCUAGAUAUCAGGUUAUAAACAACUAUUCCAGGCUUUGAACAUUUUUGCUCGGGUAUGGAUUUAGAUCUGGGGUUCUUUGUUAUGCGUUUGUUUAAAUAUUGUAAAUUUGAUCUCGUUAUGUAUGUUGAGUUAGCACGUGAA
Molecule: messenger RNA, 2238 nt
Organism: Erigeron canadensis
Lineage: Eukaryota; Viridiplantae; Streptophyta; Magnoliopsida; Asterales; Asteraceae
Product: SUN domain-containing protein 5
Exons: 4
Coding region: 259-1962 (567 amino acids)
Biological process (GO): protein folding in endoplasmic reticulum
Cellular component (GO): cytoplasm; membrane
Source: RefSeq, a predicted model, not a curated record